AUGGCUUCUAAAGAGGAAAAAAUUGAGAAGCAGGAGAGAAUUGAGAUGAUCAGUUCUCAAUCCACCAUGUUUAACCAACUCCAAAAUAGGUUUUUUGAUAAGAACAAGGGUGGCGCCACUCGAUUGCAGUUCGCGGCGUCGAUCGCUGAUUUGGAAACGUGUCAACGCCUGAUUGGUGAGGGCGCCGCCGUCGACGCUAAGAGCGAGGAUCUCGGCGCCACGGCGCUGCAUUACGCUGCCUUAAAUAAAAACCAUGGAAAAGAGCUCGUCACGCUUUUCGUUUCCCUUGGCCUGCAAGUGACGGAAAUGGACUCCGAAGGUGAAGAACCAAUUCAUUAUGCGAUCAGAAUGCAAAACUUCAAGAUCGCCGAGCACUUGCUGCAACUCCGAGACGGCGGUGGGAACCUCUUGCAGCUUUGCGUGAAGCAAAACCGGCUGCUGUUGGCCAAGCUGGUGCAUCAGUACAAUGAACAUUUGCUUGAAUCCAUUGGAGAUUUCGGUGAAUCUAUCCUUUUCUUGGCCGUGCGGAAUGCUGACAAGGACAUGUGCAGUUGGCUGGUGGAGGAGGGCGCUGACAUCAACGCUCUAUCCGGAGACUCGCAAGCCAGCGUUUUCCACUACGUGGGUUGCAACACCUCUCACGGGAGCGAAAUCGCUUGUUACCUCGUGUCUUUGGGACUGGACCUGAGUGCGCAGGAUAGACUCCAGUUUACGCCACUCCACUACUCCCUCUUCAACGAAAAUAUCAAGGUUGCGGUAAAGUUGUUUGACCUUGGCGCCAGUUUGAAGGAAAAAAUUGGUGAUCACAACCUACUUAACUUCGCUGUGGUGCAAAGCAAACUCUUGAGUGCAAAGUUCGUGCACGAGAUGGACAAGGCACAGAUCAAAGAACGCAGCACGAAUGGAAAGAGCAUCCGUGAAAUUGCCGCUGAGUUCGCCAACCUGAAGACGUGCGAGUGGCUGUUCGGAGAAGGCGUUGACGUCCUCGCCGAGACCGAGCAGGGAAAGAACGUCCUUCACUAUGCAGCGCGCAACAAGAAACAUGGAGUAGAGCUGAUCCGAGCAUUUAUUGCCCUGGGAGUGGACAUGAACAAAGUGGGCGAGUCUAUGAACACACCGCUUUUCGAAGCCAUCGACAACAAUAACAGGGCCGUCGCUGAGGUUUUGCUGAGCCUCGGGGCGGACGUGCGUAUAAAGCGGCGCGAAUGCAACCUGCUGCAAUCCUGCAUCAUAAGAAACAAUCUGGCGGUGGCAGAAAUAGUGCACCAUUUGGACGCGGAACAGGUAAAACAGCUCAGACCAAAUGGCCAAACGGCGUUGCACAUAGCAGCUUUUUGGGCCGAUCUCAAGUUUUGCGAGUGGAUUGUUGCGGAAGGAGUUGACAUCAAUGUGCUGACCAAUCGAGGAGAAUCGGCUCUGGACUUCGCCUUGCGCCCCGAAAGUCGAGAUGCACUUCUUCACGGCUUGGUUGUGUACUCACAGUUCAGAUGA
Molecule: messenger RNA, 1491 nt
Organism: Cloeon dipterum
Lineage: Eukaryota; Metazoa; Arthropoda; Insecta; Ephemeroptera; Baetidae
Product: putative ankyrin repeat protein RF_0381
Exons: 2
Coding region: 1-1491 (496 amino acids)
Biological process (GO): positive regulation of transcription by RNA polymerase II
Cellular component (GO): nucleus
Molecular function (GO): protein binding; transcription cis-regulatory region binding
Source: RefSeq, a predicted model, not a curated record